ACAAUACGACGUACUCCGACACGCCCAGGCUCCGUCUUUCUACGACAUCGCGUCGCUUUACGUAAGGCAGGCGCUCCGGUUUCCUGGCGGAGAAGAUGGCGGCUCCUGGACCGGGGGAGUAUUUCAGCGUCGGGAGCCAUGUCUCUUGCCUCACCUGCUUGGGCCAACGUCUGCAAGGAGAAGUGGUCGCGUUUGACUACCAGUCCAAGAUGUUAACUCUGAAAUGUGCUUCCUCCAGCGGUAAGCCAAACCUCAACGACGUCAUCCUGAUCAACUUAGCCUAUGUUUCUGAAGUGGACAUAAUAAAUGACCGCACCGAGACUCCACCCCCACUAGCAUCACUGAAUGUUAGCAAGCUUGCCAAUCGAGCACGGACAGAAAAGGAGGACAAGCUGUCCCAAGCCUAUGCAAUCAGUGCCGGGGUUUCUGUGGAGGGCCAACAGCUAUUCCAGACUAUUCACAAAACGUAAGAACUUCAUCCUGCUGCUCAUCAGGGCCACCCGAGUACUUUAUGCCAUCAAUUA
Acanthochromis polyacanthus (spiny chromis) is the source of this 524-nucleotide messenger RNA. It is a transcript of the gene lsm12b, whose product is annotated as LSM12 homolog b. The record is from RefSeq and is a predicted model, not a curated record. The transcript has 3 exons. The coding region runs from base 96 to 470 and encodes 124 amino acids. NCBI's taxonomy places the organism in Eukaryota, Metazoa, Chordata, Actinopteri, Pomacentridae. Gene Ontology annotation, molecular function: RNA binding.